This is a messenger RNA of Alosa sapidissima (American shad), 4244 nucleotides long. It is a transcript of the gene pias1b, whose product is annotated as protein inhibitor of activated STAT, 1b. NCBI's taxonomy places the organism in Eukaryota, Metazoa, Chordata, Actinopteri, Clupeiformes, Clupeidae. The transcript is spliced from 15 exons. Gene Ontology annotation, biological process: regulation of transcription by RNA polymerase II; protein sumoylation. The record is from RefSeq and is a predicted model, not a curated record. Gene Ontology annotation, molecular function: SUMO ligase activity; transcription coregulator activity; zinc ion binding. Bases 120 to 2138 code for a protein of 672 amino acids.
CGGGCAUUUGUGGGCGUUUUGGGGGUAGCCUAGGCUAGCCUACGCCAUGCUGUUGGAGUUGCAAACAAAUGCGGCAUCGCCAUUGAGAGAUCACAAAGAAAGGAGCUGGCUCUAAGCAAAUGGUGAUGAGCUUGCGCGUCUCGGAGCUGCAGGUGCUUCUGGGAUACGCGGGGCGGAACAAGCACGGCCGCAAGCACGAGCUGCUGACCAAGGCCCUGCACCUGUUGAAGGCCGGCGUGAGCCCUGCCAUCCAGCUCAAGAUCAAGGAGCUGUACCGCCGUCGCUUCCCCUCAAAGCUGGUGUCGCCCGUGGACCUGGCACUGCCCGCUGUCCACCUAGCGCCCCCCAGCGUCACGGCGGCGCCCAGCCCGGCGGCAGCGCCCGGCUCCCUGCACCCCGGCCUAGCACAGCUGGCCUUUGACGGGCACGGCGCCCCCUCGCCCCUGCUGCCCGUCUCCCUGCUGGGCACCAAGCACGAGCUGGGCGGCCUGCCCCACCUGCCCCCUGCCAUGCACCCGCUGCACCCCGACGUCAAGAUGCAGAGGCUGCCCUUCUACGACCUGCUGGACGAGCUCAUCAAACCCACCAGCCUGGCCACAGACAGUAACCAGCGUUUUCAGGAGACGUGCUUCGCCUUCGCUCUGACUCCACAGCAAGUCCAACAGAUCAGCAGCUCAAUGGACAUCUCGGGGUCCAAGUGUGACUUCUCAGUUCAGGUUCAGUUAAGGUUUUGUCUGUCAGAGACGAGUUGCCCUCAGGAAGAUCACUUCCCUCCCAACCUCUGCGUCAAAGUGAACGGCAAGCCAUGCAACCUUCCGGGCUACCUUCCCCCCACCAAAAACGGCGUGGAACCGAAGCGGCCGAGCCGGCCGAUCAACAUCACCUCACUGGUGCGCCUCUCCACCACAGUCCCCAACACCAUCAUCGUGUCCUGGACGUCAGAGAUCGGACGGAGUUACUCCAUGGCGGUGUAUCUUGUGCGACAGCAGUCAUCUUCAGUUUUGCUCCAGAGACUGCGCUCCAAAGGCAUCCGAAACCCAGACCACUCCAGAGCGCUCAUCAAAGAGAAGUUGACAGCUGACCCGGACAGUGAAAUAGCCACCACCAGUCUGCGAGUGUCCUUACUGUGUCCGCUGGGGAAGAUGCGUCUGACCAUUCCAUGCCGGGCGCUCACCUGCUCGCACCUGCAAUGUUUCGACGCCACGCUCUACCUCCAGAUGAACGAGAAGAAGCCCACAUGGGUGUGUCCCGUCUGUGACAAGAAGGCCCCCUACGAGCACCUCAUCAUCGAUGGACUAUUUAUGGAAAUUCUGAGCAGUUGUGUGGACUGCGAUGAGAUCCAGUUCAAGGAGGACGGCAACUGGUCCCCCAUGAGAUCCAAGAGGAUUGUGCAAGAAGUGUCGGCCUCGUCCAACGGCCUGGAGGACUCAUGCCGGUCGGUAUCGGAACAUCGGAACAGUUCCUCGCACGACAGCAAAAAGGUGGAGAUCAUCGACCUCACACUGGACAGUUCCUCAGACGAAGACACAGAGGACGAGCCCCCGCCCAAGAGGACGUGCCCGUCACUGUCGCCCACUUCUCCACCAAUGAGCAAAGGAGUGUUGAAUCUGCACCACCCGUUGUCCCCGGUGACGCGAGCUCCCAGCAUGCCCGCCAUGGAGACCAGCUACAUCCCCCCGCCCCCUCCCCUCAUUCAGGACUACCGCCACUUCUACCCCGCACACAGCGAGCUGGAUCUGAACUUCUUUCACUCCUUCUUACAGAAUGACAAUCAGCAUUAUAACAUUCAUUAUAACAUGGUGAUGGCUGCUGCGGCUGCAGCGUCCGCCUCUGCUACCUCUCCAGAGGAGCACGAGCUGCUUAUGAGCCGCUUCCUGCCCUACACCUCCUCACAGCUGUUCCUUGACCAAUCAGGCGCGGUGGCCACGGCUGCAGGGGCGGGCUUAGGGGUGGCUGUGACCAAUGGAAGCAGCACGAGCAGCAGCAGCAGCAGCAGCCUAGUGUCGCCCGGCGGGCUGAGGGAGAGCAGUAGCCACAGCCACAGUACGUCGUCGUCCGCCGCAAUCGCCCGGGCCAACUCGGACGCAGCAGCGGCGGUAAUCUAUGGCGCCAUCCCAGAUGUCAUCUCACUGGACUGACCCCCCCCCCAGCACCAUACACAGACCCCUCCCCUCCCCCCACAUAGACUAGCCUGCAGUGGACAGAGGAAAGCACUGAGAGCGAGAGUGUGUGUGCGUGUCUGUGUGUGCGUGUCUGUGUGUGAGUGUGUGGGUGUGAGUGUGUGGUGAACCUUGGACAAGAAGUUGUUUUCAACCGAGGACUAAAAGGUUAGGAAGUUGAAGAGCGAAAAGGAGACUGAAGAGAAACUAAACGCCAUUUUGUAUAAAAGAAGAGGAGGACAAACAGGAGAGACAAAAAGGAGGGAAAAAAAACAAUACUGUGUACAGAGAAGAGAAAUAUAUUUUCAGUUUUACUUUUGUAUAUAUAUAUAUAUAUAAAUAUAUAUAUAUAAAUAUGAAUAUAUAUAUAUUAAGAUAAAAACACACAAAACGUAGGACGCUGUCCUAUCCUGAGGGCAACUUCAUUUACACUUUUCCCCCUGGUGAAGAUGUUUGUUUUUUCUUCACAGAUCGAUGUGUUGUCCCUUUAUGAUAUAUACCUUUUAUACUUCUUUUUUCUUUGUUUUUUGGUAUUCUAUUCCACCAGAAUCACUUCACAAUCAUGCAUUCACCAUCGCUUUCUUCUUGUGUGUCUGUUUUAAACCAUCAUAAGACUCUGAAUCAGCUGAGGGGGGUUUGAGGAGGGAAGGACCGGGUCAGUAAAUGUAUUUAAUGUUUAUUUACUGUGCUGAUUAUUUAUGAUGCUUUUAAGACGUGUAGAGAUGUAUGCUCUGCAAGAGCAUUCCUAACUGUUUGCCAUUGCAGGCUCUAGCCUUUAGAAAUCCACAUUUCUAUUGCAGGCUCUAGCCUUUAGAAAUCCACAUUUCUAUUUUUUUCUCUUUUACCCCUACUCCAAAGAAUUUUGUUUCUCAGUCCUGAAAAAACAGGACUUUUUUAUUUUAUUAUUAUUUUCUUUUUAAAUGAUUGAUUUGACUGAGUAAUAAUAUUCAUGGAUGCUUAAUGACAUCAAUUAUUGACUUAACAUUAUGAUUCCCUACAAACCAUCUGUAGAGCUCACCUGAACUGAUUGCAUAUUGGAGGAAAAAGAUAACAAAAUCAAUUCGAAGUGAUGUUUGUUUUGCCCUGACAUAAGAAUCAAUAUCCCUGGUGGGAGGUAGAGUUUGUGCCAGACCACACACACUGGGGGACAUUCUGCUGUGGUGGUUCCACGAUAAAAGGAGAAUUCCUCAUUUUGUGUACGAGUACUCAAGCGCCUGCAGAGGGAGGGUGGUUAUUAUAGCUCACUGGUGUGAAUACCUCCAGGCUUGUUCUCCCAAUUACUUACACCCAAAUCUCAGAGCAGCUGCCAUCAGGGGGACACCUGCCCAAGAGACGAGAUGAGACGCCCUUGACUUUUCCCUCACUGCGGGAUUUAUUAAAAGAUUGAAUGUGUUUUAUUAUUUUAUUUUUUUAAACCCUUACUUGUGUGCUUCAAAGCAAGUCCGACGCUUGCUGAUUAACUUCAGGAUUUACCAUGGUGAGCUGCUCUCAAAGCAAUUCCCAAUUCAAGCCACUCCAGCCACAUUCUGACUCACAUGCUGUGUGUGUGUGUGUCCUGUUAAGUUCGUUGGGUUACUCAUAUUUUUUAGAGAGGGAACGGUUUGUACUGUUCUCUUCAUAUCUUUCACAGAGUACCCCCUUCUAAACCGCUGUUUAUUUUUUCAGGUGGCAAUAAGAGAUCAGAUCCUCGGGGUUGCUGUGCACAGCCCUGGCUAGCCCCAGUGUGUCUCUUCAAAUGAAGUUACAACUUCAGUAGAUUUGCUGGUUCUUUCCUCUGUUAUUAUUAUUAUUAUUAUUAUUAUUAUUAUUAUUACUUUUCUUGUGUACAAAAUUUAAUUUAAUUUAUUUUAUCUACAUAUUUUUACAUUUUGUUUGACAAGUAUGUGUUGCUCUUACCGUACGUGUCAUUUCUUCUGUAAUUAUGAUUAUUUAAAGAGCUCUACUGCUUUGUAUUGAAACUUUUUUUCCCCCUCGUCUCCGCUUGAUCCUCGUCUGUCAGAAGUUCAGACAUCUCUUCCAUUUCCGCUGUCUACCAUGCUGUUACAGAUUUGAUUCUGUGUUGAAAAUUAAAAUACAUCAAAAACA